CAGAGGAGGGGCACCGGUUGCGGGAGCGCUCCCUCGCACCGGGCAGCCGCGUGGAUGCCGCGGCGGACGGAGAGCCGCGGCCCGUCCCCCCGCUCGCCCGUUGCCCGCCGCGGCCGCGCUGCUCGUGUCUCCGCCCGUUUCCUGCUUGAGGGAUGGGUCGAGUCUAAUGAGGGCGGUGCCGAUUGGCUGAGGGGGACGCCCCUUCUUCCCGCCAGCCAAUAGGCGCGCGGGACACUGCGGCGCGUGUGAAGCCGGGCGGAGGAGCACCAUGUUCCUGGUGGGACUCUCGGGUGGGAUCGCAUCUGGGAAGAGCACAGUGGUGGCCGUGCUGCGGGAGCUGGGCUGUGCCGUGAUCGAUGCCGAUGUUAUCGCCAGGCAGGUGGUGCAGCCCCACUCCAAGGCCCACCAGCAGAUCCUGCAGCACUUUGGCCCCGAGAUCCUGCUGGAGAACGGCGAGAUAAAUCGCGAGGCUCUCGGAAGCAUUAUCUUCUCCCAGCCAGAGAAACGGCGGCUGCUCAACUCCAUCACCCACCCUGAGAUCCUGAAGGAGAUGCUGAAGCAGGUCCUGAAGUACUUUGUACUCGGCUACCGCUACGUGAUCCUCGACAUCCCUCUGCUCUUCGAGACCCGUGGAUUGACCAGGUUUAUGAAAUACACAGUGCUGGUUUAUUGUGACCCCCAAACGCAGCUGGCGCGGCUGAUGAAGAGGAGCGGGCUGGGUGCAGCCGAGGCCGAAGCUCGGAUCAGCUGCCAGCUGCCCCUGGAGGAGAAGCUCAGGUGGGCGACCCACGUCAUCGACAACUCCGGGGACUGGGAGAGCACCCGCCGGCAGGUCCUGCAGCUGCACACCCGCCUCGAGGAUUCCCUGGAUUUCCUCUGGGCACGGCUGGCGGUGGGCACGGCUGCUGCCGGCCUCGGGGGGCUGCUGUUCCUCCUCAUCCGCCAUUUCAUCUCUUAAUUCACCUUUUCUCUUAGGCAGGGAAGGGGCCUGAAUUUCCCCGUUUGAAAAGGGCAGUGAAAGGCCACCUCUGUUAAUGAGCUUCGCCAGCUGAAUGCAGACAGCGGCGUGAGGCUCUCCUUGCACACUUCCCAAGGUGAACACAGCCAGAGGUUUUUUCAGGCACAUUCUCCCUGCUCGGGUUCUCACCCACCAGCUGUGCCUGUGCAGUGACACCCUUGUCCCCACGUGGGUCUCUAUUGUGGGACUUCAGUGAGCUGAGGCACUUUAAUCUGGGACGAUCUCACUUUAAUCUGGAACAAUCUCAGUUUAAUCGGGUACGAUCUCACUUUAAUGUCUUCCAGGACAAUCUUCUCAAUACAGCUGGGUGCCUUCUCAGGCCCUGUUAUUGCC
Molecule: messenger RNA, 1351 nt
Organism: Taeniopygia guttata (zebra finch)
Lineage: Eukaryota; Metazoa; Chordata; Aves; Passeriformes; Estrildidae
Gene: DCAKD
Product: dephospho-CoA kinase domain containing
Biological process (GO): coenzyme A biosynthetic process
Molecular function (GO): dephospho-CoA kinase activity; ATP binding
Source: RefSeq, a predicted model, not a curated record